Tigriopus californicus is the source of this 3191-nucleotide messenger RNA. RefSeq names its product isoleucine--tRNA ligase, mitochondrial-like (gene IleRS-m). The coding region runs from base 184 to 3162 and encodes 992 amino acids. Gene Ontology annotation, cellular component: cytosol. Gene Ontology annotation, molecular function: aminoacyl-tRNA deacylase activity; ATP binding; tRNA binding. The transcript is spliced from 3 exons. Gene Ontology annotation, biological process: isoleucyl-tRNA aminoacylation. The record is from RefSeq and is a predicted model, not a curated record. NCBI's taxonomy places the organism in Eukaryota, Metazoa, Arthropoda, Copepoda, Harpacticoida, Harpacticidae.
AUUAUUGGCCUUAGAUGUCAUCCAAACUUGGACCAUUUCCCUACCAUGACUUGAUUCUGACUGUUCAAAGCAAUCAAAGCAAUCGGAAACAAGGAUAGAAGGUUAAAUGGUAGAACUCACUCCACCUCCCGUCCUUGGGUCCGUUAUAAGUUGGGCGAAUGUUUUGACACUACAGUCCAAUAGAUGGCUUUGUGCCCUAGUACAUCUACCGAGAGUGUCAACAUCAACACCACCCAAGCAUGGCAUGUGUUCCAACAUCAUUUCCAUUUUGAUCCAUCCGCAAACCUGAUCAAAAUGUUGACGGCUCUCAUUCAUCGACCGUUGUUCCAGUGGAAGGAUGUGCGACACACCUUGAUCACCCCAGCCAUCCGAGCCUUGAGCCAUCAGAAGCCCCCCAAAUAUAGCUCCACUGUUUUACUGCCUCGAACCAAUUUCCCAGCUCGUUUAGAGGGAGCCAAACGCUUGGCUCAAGACCAGUCCAUUGUGAACUCGACCGCGUUCCAAUCGCUGUAUGCUCGCCAAUGGACCGAUUGGCCUCCAGAGAACACCUUCAUCCUCCAUGAUGGACCUCCUUACGCCAAUGGAACGCUUCACAUGGGACACGUGGUCAACAAAGUCCUCAAAGAUAUCACCAAUCGGUGGCAAUUGACCAAAGGUCGGCGAGUGCAUUACCGACCAGGUUGGGAUUGCCACGGUCUGCCCAUUGAAUUAAAGGCCAAGAGAAAAACGGGAACACCCGAUCGUCCAUCCCCGUUGGAAAUUCGAAAUGAGGCCCGGAAAUUUGCUCAAGACACGGUGGAAGCUCAGCAGUCUCAGUUUCAAUCAUGGGGCAUUUUGGGCGAUUGGGAUCAUCCUUAUCUGACCAUGGAUCCGGACUAUGUGGAGCGAGAAAUGCGAUUGUGUCACCGACUUAUUCAAAACGGACUCAUGUUCCAGCGUUAUAUGCCGGUUUAUUGGUCGCCAUCCUCACAAACGGCGUUGGCCGAGUCCGAAUUGGAAUACAACCCCAAUCACAAGAGUAUUUCGGCCUAUAUCAAGUUUCCUCUCUGUUCAGAGAGCUGUAGACAAUUGUCCAUUGACAGUGGAUCACUUUUGAUCUGGACCACCACGCCUUGGAGUAUUGUGGCCAAUCGUGCGGUGUGUGUCAAAUCUGAUGCCGAAUAUUGUCUCAUUCAGAUCGCAGACGAGUUUCUCAUCGUUGGACAAGCGGCAUUGGCGAAUAAUCCGGAUCUCAAAACUUGUUUGGGAGACCACCAAGUCAUCAAGGUAGUCUCGGGCCAAAGUUUGACGCAUUUGAAAUACAGUCAUCCAAUAAAGUCUGUUCAAGGUUCUGAGGUAGAAUUCCCCGUCCUGAGUGCCAAUCACGUCACAAUGACCGCAGGUACGGGUCUUGUACACACGGCUCCGGCUCACGGACCGGAUGACUACUUGGUUGGUUUGGAACAUGGACUUGAUUUGAGUUGUCCCGUGGAUGAAAAUGGGUGUUACAUCCGAGAUAUUGGACCCGAGCUGAGGGAAUUGUCUGUUUUGGGUGAUGGCAAUACGAAGAUAGUGGAUCUUCUACAAGCGUCCGGACAUCUCUUGAGUCACGGUGACUUCUUCCACUCCUACCCAUGCGAUUGGCGCACCAAGCAGCCUGUGAUCCUCCGAGCCUCCAAGCAAUGGUUUAUCGACACCACCAGCCUGAAAAGUUCGUCAUUGAGUGCUCUAAAAUUCGUAGACAUCCAACCAGCUUCUUGGGUUCAAGGAUUUCAAGGCGUCCUCGAGAAACGCCCAUAUUGGUGUGUGUCAAGACAAAGAGUGUGGGGUGUGCCCAUCCCCGUGUUUUACCACAAGGAGUCUCAAGAAGUGUUGUCCAACGACGAAAUCAUCCAGCGUUGUUGUGAACUGAAUCGAUCUGAGGGGACCGAUUUUUGGUGGAAAAUGAGUGCCAAGGACAUCUUAAUGGGAACUGGAGUAAAUGGGGACGACUACGAAAAAGGUGGUGACAUUCUGGACGUUUGGUUUGAUAGUGGUAUCACUUGGAGCACUCUGCCCGAAGUUCCCGCAGAUCUCUAUUUGGAAGGCUUGGAUCAAUUCUCCGGUUGGUUCUAUUCGUCUUUGGUCACGGGAAUGGCCUUGCAAAAGCAAUGUCCGUACAAGAAUAUUUUUGUCCAUGGUUUCACUGUUGAUGAGCAGGGUCGAAAAAUGUCCAAAUCCACGGGCAAUGUUGUGGACCCGAGUGAUUUGAUUACGGGCACCAAGAAGAAAAGUCCUUAUGGGGUGGAUACAGUGAGGCUGUGGGUGGCAGCUCACGCUAGUCAAUCAAGUUCAAUCGAAAUUGGCGACUCCAUCAUGGAUUUGACCAAACAAACCAUGAACAAGAUCAGAAACUCGUGCAAAUUCAUCCUGGGUAAUACUAGUCGUUUGACCUCCAGAGAGCAACUUUCGUCAUAUGAAGAUCUACGCCCAGUAGAUAGAUUAGCGUUAUUACAGCUAGCCGUCUAUUGGGAGCACGUUUCAAUUCACUUUGAGCAAAUGAAAUUCAAUUUGGUCUGUCUCAGGUUAGACCACUAUUUGGCCAAUGACCUCUCUUCUUUUUACUUUCACAUCACCAAAGAUCGGCUCUAUUGUGACGAAGAAGCCUCCCUUCGUCGUCGAUCCGCGCAAACCGUUCUCUUUCAUAUCUUGGAGACCCUGAAGGCGAGCUUUGCCCCUAUUGCCCCUAUUUUGGCGCAAGAAAUCGAAAACGCCCAUCCAGUUUUGAGGCCCAGUUUUGGAUCACGUAUCGUUCCGGAAAACACGUGGAAAGACGAAAAGUUAGAAUCCUCCUUCCGGUUUCUCUUUGAUCUCAAAUCCAAGUUAACUAAGGAGUUGGGCGAUUCGAAUCUCAAAAAUUGCGAUGUUCUAGCCGUAACGAAGACACCUCAUCGUCUUCCAGAGGAUAUGGAUGCUCAAGAUUUGGCGGAAUUUCUUCAAGUCCCGAAGGUAUCGAUCUGUGAUCAACUUAACUAUGGUUCAAUGAAUGCAAAGGGUGACGAUAUCAUGGUAGAAAAUGAGAUGUUGACUUUGCGAGCAAGUCACACUGAGGGAUGCUUCUGUCCCCGAUGUCGUUUGAAAACUGCCAUGAGGGACAAUGAGUUAUGUCAACGAUGUGAGUCAGUAAUACGAUCUCUUCAAUAAAAUCAAGCCCUCGUUUGUUAUUUGCAAUA